CUCUCUCUCUCUCUCUCAAUAUCGGUUUCAGGAAUCCAUUAAGAGGAUCUUUCACGAAAGGACACAAAAAGUUAAAGAGGAUCCAGAAGAGAACGGAAAUUAAAUUGAUUAGUUGGUGUCAGAUAAGAAUUAGAGAAUGAACUUAUGUAGAAUGAAAUUGAAGAGUAUUAAUGUGAAAUAUUAGGAUUCCGAAAUGCGUUUUGCCGAGGCACCAACGACUUUGUCCAAAAAUAGUUGGGUUCUAAACGAACAAAGGGCCCGUGCACCGAACAAACAUGUCCAUACUCGUCAGCGACUCGCACAAGACUCACUCUUUAUUCGAUGAUUGGAGUAUAGCUUUUGAAAACAUCGAGAGGACUCAACAACAAAUCGAGUAUCGAUUUACCGAUCGAUUAUCGCUCAUCCCUACUUUGGCCAACUGAUUCUUCCCCAUCGUUUACCCCUUCUUGAGUGCCUAGAGCUAAUAUUCAGAGAGAGAGAGAGAGAGACUUCGCUUAUCCCCGAGGCGAUCGGUGGCCGACCGCGAGAAUCCAUUGCCAACGGUAUGGAUGAUACAGGCUGGCUUAACAAUUAUCUUGUAAGGAUGCUUCGUCGCUUCGUUGACAUUCGCAAGCACUAGAAGUGAGACGCCGUGGACUUGCGAUGCGCGUCGCGAAAUUGACAAAUCUCGAUCGCUUCAUUUUCUGAGGUUCUUCCGUUAACAGUGUCGGUACUUAGCUAGCACCUAGAAAAAGACGAUAUACGUUCAUAGUCCUGUUGAUAUGGCCGUUGUGGAGGAGUUUGAUUACCUAUGCCGUCUGUGCGCGGUUAAAACUGACAUCUUGAUGGGUCUACCGAUUUUCGAGGCCGGCGACCAAAUGCGCAACAUUGACAAGAAAAUAGCAGCUUGCCUACCAGUUCAGGUGUCACUGACAGAUCAGCUGCCCAAAGUGGUGUGUGAAGAAUGUGCGUUUAAAUUAGAUCAGUUGUUUGACUUUCGUGAGAAAUGCUUACAUACAGAAGGAAUAUUUAUGGAAAUGUUAAAGGAAAUUGGAAAAGAAGAGGUUGUACAUAUAUCAGGGCACAACUUGGCUAAUAUAGAUGAUAUGGCUCAUGAGACUGCAGAACCUACUAUACAUACAAUGCAAGUGAUGGAUGAAAUGGAUUUGGCUGGUGGUGAGCAAGUGGUUUCCCAAGAAGAAAUAGGUUCACAAGAUGCUGAAAUUCAAGUUGCAGGCAUUGAUUGUUUGGAUGGUGAUACUGUGAGGAUGGUGGAUGAACAUAUACGAGAGGUUUCAAAUCAUCAAAUCGCAAUGCAUUUGGAAGGUGACAUGACUGUAGUGGGUAACUUGACAGUGAGUGGCCAUUUAAGUCAGUUAGGGAUAAAUUAUGUUACUUCUAUCAGUCCAGAGGAUCAGAGCCAGGAACAGAUAGUACAUUAUUGCGAAAAUGUAAAAUACGAGACAGUGCCAAUGAAAGAGCAAUACCAUAGAUUGCAAGAGAGAUUAGCCACAGAGGAGCCACAUAUACAACUUGAAAGCAACUUACCGGCAGACAAUUUCGCCCCCUCUCAGGAAGAGAAGGAUGAGAUGGAGGAUUCCUGUAUAAAACAAGAACACAAACAUGUGAGUUCUGUGAAUGCUCUGCCAUCCACGAGUCAGAUGAAUAACGUGUCGUGCGAGAUAAUGGUGAAGUACACCAAGAGAACGAAAGACGCGUUGUUGAAGUCCACACUUGAUAAUCCUACCGUGGACGAGACCGGCUCACACUGGUACGUAUGUCCGUUUUGCAACGAGGCGGCUCUGGAAACGGCCAAUUUGGCCGCGCAUUUCGAGCAACACUUUUGCUGUUGCACCUGUGGCCUAUAUUUUACCAGCGUCCAGGUGUUAAAUUUGCACAAAGAGCAGUGUGAUAUAUAUAAGGACAAAAUAACUGAUAAGGAGAAGAACGAUGCGCAAUUGGACGUAAGAGAGAAGCCGGCAGAGAAGAAUGACAAUCAGGCCGAGCAGCAUAAGAAGCAGCAGUCGACGGUGAGGCAGAAAUGGACGCCGAAGGUGUGCGCGCAAUGCGGCAAGCAAUACCGGACGAAUUAUAAACUGCAAGAGCACAUGCGCAAGCACACCGGUGAGAAGCCGUUUCAGUGCAUGACCUGCGAGAAGGCGUUCCGCAGCAAGAUCGGUCUCGCGCAGCACACGGCCACGCACACGGGUCAAUUCGAUUACAACUGCUCUACCUGCGGUAAAGGCUUUCAGUGCAAGAGCUAUCUGAUCGUGCACCAAAGGGUACACUCGGAUCUGAAGCCGUAUCCAUGCGGCACGUGCGGCCAGAACUUCAAGACGAAGCAGUCGCUGUUGGACCAUCAAAAUCGUCAUCUGGGCGUGAAGCCGUACAUGUGCGAGAUCUGUGGCCGCGGUUUCAUCACGAAAGGCCUCUGCAAGAGCCAUCAAAAGAUACACUCCGGCAUGGACAAUCGUCAGUAUCCGUGCGUGGUAUGCAACAAGAUGUUUGUCAGCAAGAGUUACCUGAACACGCAUCUGCGUAUACACACCGGCGAGAAACCGUAUCUGUGCGAGGUGUGCGGCAAGGGAUUUUUGACGCGGGUCGACCUCAAAAUACACUCGACCAUGCACACCGGCGAAAAGAGCUUCAAGUGUGAGAUGUGCGGCAAGGUAUUCGCCCGGCGCGCCGCUCUGCGUUGCCAUCGCAGGUCGCACACCGGCGAGCGGCCCUACAGAUGCGACGUAUGUGGCAAAACAUUCACGCAGUUCAGCCCUAUGGCGAUACACAAGCGUCUUCACACCGGCGAACGGCCGUACGAGUGUGACGCAUGCGACAAGGCCUUCGUAUCUAGGUCGACCAUGAUGUGCCACCGGAAAAAGCAUCAUCUUACGACGACGGCAGCUAACCAGAAGGACACGCCGAACGAGGACGCUGCCGAUGUGAAGGCCGUCCUCACCUCUGAUAUUGUAGUCAGGGAUUCGUACGAGGGGGUGCAGAUCACUGCGGAUUGAAGCCGCGAGACGUGAACGUGUAGAAUCUGUCACACGUUUCGUCCAGGGAGAACGAAUCGGAAAUCCGGAUGCUAAGGAAAUUUCAUCCGCAUUUCUUAGAUAAUGAACUGCUUUUUCGUCACUAUAGCGUAUUCUACAAUUAUGUACAUUCAGAAACUUUAUAUAAAGAUAUUUUUACAAGGGAUAAUUCUUGUGGUAUAUAAGAAUAUACGAUUGAAAAUUACGCCAGAUCACAAUAUAUUAUGUGUACGUAAAUUAUAAUCAGAUCAGAAAGAGAGAGAGAGAGAUAUUCAUGUUGCACGAAUUUCGUGUUUUACGUAAACGACGAAAGAAUCGUCUUGUAAUUCUCUGGCAAAAUUGAACGAAUGUUGCGUAAUUCUUUCUUUUUUUUAACGAUAUACCGUACAGUAUGUUUCAACAAUGUAUGCCUGUAAAUAUAUAUCUUUUGUAUCUAUUCUUUUGCAUUGAAUUCUGAUUGAAUAUUUGAUUCUUUUUAGAUCGGCAUUGUGAGCGAAUGAAAACACUAUGUAAAAAUGUUUGUAACUUAAGAGAUUGCAAAAUUAUCACAUUUAACAGUGACAUAUCUUUUGUAAUAGUGACAUAUCUUUUGUUCUAAAUCAGACUUUACCUUCCCGAAAUGUUAAUAAAUUAAAAUGAUUUUAAUAUCAAUUUUUUCCUUGCACAAAACAAAAGGAUUUUAAUGAAACCGAUCCUCUUUGAAUAACGAAGGAAUAACUGCGUUUUAUAGAAUACAAAUUUAGUAGUACUCAUUAUCGAACAAACAACUUCAAAUAUUUGAAACGUAUUAAUAAUAUGAACUAAUAUAAAACAUAAUUUAUGUAGUAACACUUGAUUUUAUGAUUCUGUAUUAUGAACAAUAAAGUUCUAAAUUAAAAUUAUAAGGGAAUGUAUCUGAACGAUUUGAAUUCGCAUAUUGUACAAAAGUUAAUUAAUUUUACUUAUAAUCAUAUACAUGCGCAGACGUUUUUUGUACUAUAUAAAAUUUAUGAGAUCGCUACACUCUUUAUAUACGUCAGAAUCUUUUAUCAUGAAAGAAGAAUACUAACGUAUAAUUUAUAAUUGUUAAGCUUAAUCGUCAUAAAAGAAAUAUUUUCUUAAACAUAGUGACGAAAUAUUAUUUAAAUGAAUUGAAGGCUGAUGCGCGUUCUUAUGAAAACAUACGAUUAGUGGUGAUGUUUCCGCAAUCAUAAAUACUUUUUUAGAAUUUUAACGAAAAUCCAAGAAAGUACAAUAUAAUCAUCCUUAAAUACUGUAUUUCUAUGCUGCAUUUCUAUGCGUCUCUCCGAAAUUGAUCAUCGCGAAUAAGAACGAACUUCUCACACUAUACAAAGUAGAAAUUGUGAUAAAAUAAUUGAUUAUUUGUAAAAUUUUGACGAACUGUAAUGUUAUUAUCAACAGAAAUUCUUGGAAAAGAAUAUAAAAAGCCUUACACACCGAUAUACCGCUGUUCUUCAGUCCUUGGAUUCCCUCUGAUUCGUACUCGACAUUGCUAUGCGCUGAUCAGUGCGGUCGAAUGAAUGAAACAGAUUUUACUAAAAACUCGUUUUUAUUUUGACAGUACGAAAUAAUAAUACGAAUCAUUUGAAUCGUUUCGAUGUAACUACUCGGCUCUAUACCAGCAGCAAUAACGCAUCGUUGACACGAUGCACGUGUAGAAAAAAAAAAUAUAUAUAUAUAUGUAUAAUAUAUUGUGUGGAUGUGUGUGUGUGUGUGUGUGUGUAUGUGUGUGUGAGUGUGUGUAUAUGUAUAUAUCGGCGUAUCGAAAAGUGGACAUCAAUAUAAUAUGUUCAGUUUUGUUUUCUUCUUAUGAAAUACUUCUUUUAUUACCUUAACCAAGUUGAAUGCAACUGUCUAUAUGUGCACAAUGAAUGUACGUAUUGUUAACAAUCUUUACAAUAACUGCUGUUGGCUUUUGCCUAUCCCAGUUCUACAAUUGACAACGAAUAUUUAUUUCUUCAAUUUGACAAUUAACUACCUAUGCAAGGCAUCGAUGAUAUAAUUUAUUUAAUAAUCCUCGUCUUUGUAUUUUAUCUACAACGAGGUGAAAAGAAGGGCCCCUAAGUAAGACAAACCAUUUUCAAUAACGUUUUUGCUGGACGCUGCAAAUCUAACCGUGCAAACGCACGUACGCAUGUACACACACACGCGCACGCACGCACGCACGCACGUACGCACACGAUGUGGAGGUCCGUGAAUAUAAAUACGUAUAAAAUUGCAAACGGCUCUUUCAGGUAGAAAAACGGAAAAUUAUAUGAUGGCUCCACAAUAUAAAGUACAUAAUACGUUCGUCGUUGUUCGAUGAUCCUUUCGGAAAGCUUUGAAUUGAAAUGCCGCUAUUCUUUGAUAUUCAUUUUCCUUACUCUAAAAUUUUACAUGUUGUUCGAUAUUUUGUUAAGCAUGUAGGGCCCUCGCUAAUUCGGUGGUCAAUUGUGUGAAUGAAUUUUCUAAUAUCGUGUUAAAUACGUAUAUUACAAAGCACCACGAGCUAAAAUUAUCAAUAUAUAAUAUAAGGUAUUCUUUCGUAUUACGUAAUGUAGAACGAAAUUAAAUUUUUAUUCGCGGAUAUCUCAUUUAGAGAAACUAAGCAAAGAUAUAAUAUAACGUAAUCAAAUUAAAUCGUCGUAUGGAUAAAAUUACGAAUAUAACGUAACAAUAUACACACUACAUGUUUAACAUCCUAUAUACUUUGACUACUUAUAAUUAUAUAUAACAUUAAACUCUUACAUUUUAUAUCCGCUAUAUGUAUUUUGUGUAAAAAAAAAGAAUACCGAUGGUGAUAAUCGGUUAAAUCAAUACGUUCUAGUUCGUCUUGUAUAUUACGUAUUGUAACGAUGGGGUGCAUGGUUUUUUAUGAUAAAUUUAUGUAUAUACAGCAUAUAUGUCGUGAUAUCUUCCAAUUGUGAUUAUAUUGAUCCCAAAGCUGCAUCUUAAACGUUAAGCUUAUAUAUAAACCUAGCAUAAUCACAGCGAUUUAUAUAAAUCCGAAAUGUAAUAUUAGGAACAUGACAAACUAUAUAUAUAUAUAUAUAUAGUUUUGGUGGUACAUCAAAUUGUUAGUUACUAUAGGGACAACAAAAAGAUUUGUUACACAGAAAAAAUAAUUUUGCUAUUGUAGCAAAACCAUUGUGACAUAGAUAAAAUUUAGUUGGCUGGUUAACAAAAUUAUUUUGCUGUCUAUAUAUUCAGCAAGUAGCAAUUAAUAUUUUUAA
This is a messenger RNA of Dinoponera quadriceps, 6220 nucleotides long. RefSeq names its product zinc finger protein 2 homolog. The coding region runs from base 762 to 2990 and encodes 742 amino acids. Gene Ontology annotation, molecular function: zinc ion binding. Lineage: Eukaryota; Metazoa; Arthropoda; Insecta; Hymenoptera; Formicidae. The record is from RefSeq and is a predicted model, not a curated record. The transcript has 5 exons. Gene Ontology annotation, cellular component: nucleus.